This is a messenger RNA of Prunus avium (sweet cherry), 2357 nucleotides long. Its product is annotated as dof zinc finger protein DOF3.6-like. Gene Ontology annotation, molecular function: DNA binding; DNA-binding transcription factor activity. The record is from RefSeq and is a predicted model, not a curated record. Lineage: Eukaryota; Viridiplantae; Streptophyta; Magnoliopsida; Rosales; Rosaceae. Gene Ontology annotation, biological process: regulation of DNA-templated transcription.
UCAAAAAAGGAAAAAAAAAAAUUGUGAAUAGAAGACUCAAGAGCGAGUUAUGAGUAUGAUUGUAGUAGGCAGACAGAGAUGAAAGUGGAAUGAAAGAGAGAAAAAAAUAAAGAGUAGUUGCUGCUGCCGAGGCCUGACAGGCACACACACAGCCAAAAAAAAAACACAGGGACGACCGCCAAGCCACCCUCCUGAGCCUGCUCUGACCCGCCGCCUCUGCUCUCUCUUAUUCACCUGUCCAGUUUUGAGUGUGGUCCAUCCCCUACCCUCCCCUCCCAAUAUAUCUAAAUUCAAUAGCUAAAGGUCUCAUCUUUCUUCAGUUCUCAGAGGCUCUUCUCUAUUUAAUUUUGCUGGGUUUAGUUUUGCUUCUUGGGGGGCUCUGAAUUGCAGCAUAUCUGAAUGAAAAGGUAAAGGUUGAAGCUUGGUGUUCUGGGUUGUUGAUAUUAUGAUCAACCAAAAGCAAUGGAUUGGGAGGUUUUUUAUAUGUAGGUUUUUUGAGCUGGGUUUUUGAGUUAAUGAAUUAACACCAAGUCUGGUGGUAUCUCUCUAGCUCCCACAGAUUAUUAAGACCUCUCCUAUCUGGGUUUUGUGCUCAUCCGACACCCCGUUUUCGGUCCUUUGUUCAAAUUACAGUAAAACAAAGAACAAACAAGAAAGCAGGUCAACAAUCUAAUCUCUUCACACCUUCUGACACCUUGUGUAUAGAAGGAGCAAAAAAAUCUUGUCGACUAUCGUUCAAUUCUGGGAGAUAUUGGGCCAUCGGAUUUUCAUAAUUUCUUUCCCAUUUGGUUUCAUGCUUAUUACAUUCAUUGUGAUUGAUGAAAUGAGUGAAUGGCCUCUGGUUUUUUGUGGUGGGUAGGUAGGUUAGUGGGAACGAGAAAGAGGCAUGCCUAUGCACAAGGAUAACGAUCGCCCUUUGUUUUGCAGUGAGAGUCUUUAGAUUCUCAAGGCUCAGCGAGACACGUUGAGCCUCUUAUCUCACAACAACGCUCUAAUUUAGCCUUCCCCUUAUAACCUGCGUGUUCCAUAAAGCCACACAUCUCAUCAAGCAAGAGCACAGCAGCAAAAGAAAGAAAAGUUUAUAGGGAGAUCAUCAUCAAACACCAGCUGGGGCUUGUUCAGAAGAUGGAUCAGCAAAAUCCAGAUCAGAGAUUGAAGCCAGCUUUACAGACUGAGAACCAGCAGCAGCAGCAGCAAAACCAGCAGCCUCAGAAGUGUCCUCGCUGUGAAUCUCUGAACACCAAGUUUUGCUAUUACAACAAUUACAGCCUCUCUCAGCCGCGCUACUUCUGCAAGACUUGUAGAAGGUAUUGGACCCAAGGCGGGACCCUCAGGAACGUGCCUGUCGGCGGAGGCUGCCGGAAGGGGAAGCGUCCCAAGACUAAUUCAUCAUCAUCAUCAUCUCCCUCUCUGCAGCCACAAGCGCAGGCACAGGCACCACAACAAGACCAGCAAACAGUGAAAAACUUGUCCACGACAAGCCCAAGUUCUAAUCUUGGGGCUAUAGAGAGCACUGGUAAUUUGGCUUCUCACCAUCAGUACUAUCCUGGUGGUACUGGUUAUUUGUCAUCUUAUGCAGCAAUUCAAUCUCUGAAUCAGUCACAGCCCUUCAACGUUGGGGGCCAUGAUCAACUGGGAGGAGGUGCAUCCUCAAAUAUGAGCCUGCUGCAGGGGUUCAAUGUUUCAGCUCCUUUUGGCCAAUUUUAUCAAGCUGGCAACACUAAGAGCAUCAUGGUGGAUCAAACGGCUCUGUAUCCAUCUAAUCAAGAGGGCCUAUUGAUUCAACCAACCAGGCCUUCUGCUGCUAGUGACCAUGACUGGCCCCAUCAGAGCUUCAACAUCAACAGAUCAUCUGCUAAUGCUUCUUCUGCAGCUUCUGAAAGCGCUUUGUGGGCCACCACCACCUCUGGUAACAUGAACACCACCACCACCACCAGCGCUGGGCCUUCUCUGAACCCAAACCAGUGGCCUGAUCUACCUGGAUCAUAUGGCCCUCCUAAUUGAGACUUUUCAAGCAUGCAUUUCUUGCAGCAGCUCCCUCAACCUCCAGAGACCGUACAGCAUGGCAAUUAAUUAUCUAUCUGCAUAUGGAUGGAUCUCAUCUCAGCCCAUGUUCAGUUCUCAUUUCCUAUACUGGGCUAAAUUGUUUCAUUUACUCGGUGGUUUAAGUAGGUUAUGUAUAAUCUUUGUUUUUCAUGGAGCAUAGAUAUAUAUAUAUAUUAUUUAGAGAGAAUUUGGUGAUGUGAGUUUUCAUUGUAAAUGAAAGGAGGAGCGUAUAGCGGUCGUAAUCAUAUAUAGCCUUUUGUUUCCAUGGGUUGGGUUGAUCUAUGAUUAGGUUGUUUGUUUUGAACUUAAAA